AUGACAAACCAACUUCUAGGAUUUGUUUUCUUGAUUUUUGCACAAAUUAUCAACAAUGUUGAUUCGAGAGGUUUGGAGUUUUCCCAUAGAUUACAAAUGAAAUGAUACAUUUUUUAGGGAGUACAAAUGUGCUUUUGCAUUUUGGAGGAAGUCGUCAUUCAAGUUCACACCCACUGAAAGCAGAAAGUGUUCCAGUUUGGUGUGCACCAAAUAAUCAAGCGGUAAGGUUUUUUGGUCUUUCAGGGUUUCUCAAUUGAGCCAGGGAAACCAAAUUGUUACUAGAAACCAGCAAUUAUAAACACAAUUAAUCUCAGAAAGUUCUAGGUUUUUUUUCGAAUAAUCGGACCUGGCCCAAUUCUAGUUGAAAAUAUGGAUGUGGUCCAAUUCAGAAAUCCAAAAAAAAGUCCAAUUCAAAAACUCCCAUUGUUCGCCAAAAAAUAAAGCAAACUUUUCUUUAAAUUUGUCAAAAUAUACUCGAGGGAUCAAUUUUCUUGUUUGACAAUUUUUGCAGCAAAUUUUCUUUUUUUCUAGAUUCUCAUCAAAACUGCUAUCAUAAAGUCAGCCAGAAAUGUAUCCAAAACCUUCCAACCAAAAAUCAGCGAAAAUAAAAAGAAUGCCACAUACACUUUUGAACAUCUAACCCCUGAAGGUAAUUUAAUCUUUUUUGGUUUCAACAAUAAUCAAAUUGUUUUAGAUGCUGGCGAAUAUAUUUGUGAAUUGACUCUUGAGAAAAAUGAACCAAUGCAAAGACAUUCAAUUCAUAUUCAGAGUAUGUUUUUUUUUUAAAGAAAAGAUGAAACAAAAAUAGUAGGAAAUCAGAGACAACUGACAUUUGUUUUUUAUUGUUGUUUUUGUGGAUCAAAAAAAUAAGAUGAGAUGAGAUAUUCAAAAACAAAAUAGUAGUAGUGGAAUAUGUAUAUUUUUCGAAAAAUAAGAGAAUUUUCAGCAAGACCGAUUGCAAAUUCAUCUUUGGAUCAUUUCACAAUUGAAAACGGAGAUAGUGCUAACUUAAAAGCUGAAGUUCUAGUUGAGGUGAGCAAUUAAUUGAAAUUUUUCUAUGAAAUUAUUCCCACGUGACUUAUUUUUGAAAAUAAAAAUAAGUUUAAAAUUAUUAAAAAUAUUUGUAGUUUUCCUAACAAAUAAAUUUUUGGAACCACUCAAAAAUUGAUGAAACAUAGACAGGAAAAUGGGUCUGAAAAUCACGAUUCUGAAAUGCAUUUUUUUUUCAGACCCAUCUAUUAUCAGAGCGAAUGAAAUACGUGAGAAAUAAAAAAAAUGAGAGGUCAUGUUUUUUUUUUCGAAAUGAGAAAGGUCUUGGAAUGUAACCCAGCUUCUAUUUUUUGAAGUGAUUAAAAACUUUCCAAAAUGUGUUAACAUUUAUAUCGAAAUCAUUAAGUUUUUUUUUUCAGCUUGAACAAAAUGUUACGUUGAGAUGUGAUACAAUUGCUUAUCCUGCAGCAAAUGUUGUUUGGACUCUUAGCAAUGAAACUGCAGUCAGUACGUGUUUUUUGAAAACAACUUUUAAAAAAGUGCCGAUCAAACUUUUUUCUAGAACUAGAUAAGAGACAUCAAACAGUUGGAAGCUCAUUUGACAUCAUAAAUAUAACAAAGGAAGAUGAUGGAUUAACAUAUGUGUGUAAAGUUACAAACACAUUUAAAACUCCUGCCAACACUGUACAUUCAACUCAAUUAUAUAUUACUAGAACAUUGAAAAUUAGAAGUAUGUUUUAUUGAAUGACUUGAAAAUUCGGAAAUAAUCAGUCCUGAAAAAAUAUGUUCAUCUCUAGAUUUUUUUCUAUUAGAAGUUUCGAAAAAAAAGUUCCUCGAUUUUUAUCGGACUCUGGAAAAAACAACUGGGAAUAUGUCGGAACUUCUAACAUUGUUCAAAAUUUUCUAUAGAUUAAUAUAUUUCAAAAUUCCUGAUUAUUUCUUAGUUUUCAAGCCAUUUCAAUUUUCCUAAAAAUGUAUUUUUUGCAGAUCCUUACAGUUUCGUUUAUCCACUCGCUGUAAUUAUUUUAAUUCUAACACUUUUGGCAAUUAUUAUAAUAUUCUGUGAAUGGCGAAAAAAGAAGACAACUCAACAACGUCAUAACAAAUAA
This is a messenger RNA of Caenorhabditis angaria, 2099 nucleotides long. NCBI's taxonomy places the organism in Eukaryota, Metazoa, Nematoda, Chromadorea, Rhabditida, Rhabditidae. The record is from the annotation of a GenBank genome assembly.